CACAAUAAAGUUUUAAUCAGUGAUAUAAAUACAGCUACAAAUCAAAAAUUAAAAGUAUUCAGCCUUCUUUAGUUGCAGUGAAAUAGGUCAACAUGUGGAAGGGUGUGUCCGUAGUUUUUGCAAUUGCCUUAGUUUUAGCUAAUGGCGAGCCUAUCCCAAGAAAUCAAAAAAAUGGUGAAUUUAGCCGAUACUAUUUAUACAACAGCAAUGUGACUGGAGUGCCAUUACUUCAGGCUGGCCCUGCCUCCACUGAUCUUAAAGAAAACGUUCCUACAGUGGUGUUGGUACAUGGGCAUGGAGGAAGCUACCUUACAUCGCUUAAUCUUGACGUUAGAAGAGAACUUUUGGAGUCGGAAGACGUCAAUGUGAUCGUAGUCGACUGGUCGAUAUACGCGUCGAUGACAUAUGCGCAAGCGCAAGCCGCGGUACUCAGCGUUGCGCAGUACUUAGCUAAUGCCCUGAGAAAUAACGAUGUUCCCCCUGGAUCUCUUCACUUGGUCGGUUUCAACCUGGGAGCUCAUAUUGCCGGCAUCGCCGGUAGACUUAUAGGCGGUGUUGCUAGAGUUACAGGACUUGAUCCAUCACAAAGCCCAAUCAAACUGUCCAUCACUGAUGCAAAAUACGUAGAGGUGAUUCAUACAGACGCUUCAGGAACCGUUCUAUCCAACGGCAUUGGUGAAAAAUUGGGCCACGCAGACUUUUACCCCAAUGGUGGUAGGACCCAACCUGGGUGCGCCAACAACGAGUGUCACCAUAACAGGGCUUGGUUGUACUUCGCUGCUUCGAUUAGAGACAAGACUUUCAAUGCGAACUGCUGUAGCACCAUAUCAGAGAAGGACUCCAAUACCUGCAGAUUAUCUACCCUUCCUAUGGGAACUAACAGACUCUCGAAAACACCGUGUGGGUCCGGAAUUUAUCGUGUGAACACGGGAAACACCUACCCCUUCUAAGUCUAACCUACACCUUAAAUUUUUACAAAAUGUCUUUGUAUGGCUUUUAAAUUACUCUUUGAUUUUGAAAAGGAAAAUAAACAUUUUUGGACCCAAUUAA
Messenger RNA from Plodia interpunctella (Indianmeal moth), 1050 nucleotides. Its product is annotated as inactive pancreatic lipase-related protein 1-like. Gene Ontology annotation, biological process: lipid catabolic process. The coding region runs from base 93 to 950 and encodes 285 amino acids. The transcript is spliced from 6 exons. The record is from RefSeq and is a predicted model, not a curated record. Gene Ontology annotation, molecular function: lipase activity. Lineage: Eukaryota; Metazoa; Arthropoda; Insecta; Lepidoptera; Pyralidae.